Messenger RNA from Geodia barretti, 1868 nucleotides. The record is from the annotation of a GenBank genome assembly. Lineage: Eukaryota; Metazoa; Porifera; Demospongiae; Tetractinellida; Geodiidae.
GCGCCAUAAACUCGUCACCCACGUCUCGCAUGCGCCGCCCCAUCAUCUCAGCAGCCCUGACGCUUUCCCUCUCCUCCUCUCCCGCCAAGCCCGACGCUUCGUCCUGCCUGUAGCGGAGAUGUUGGGAGCUCUCCUCGCUCAAUUCCUGGUCGCUUCUAGCCUUUUCGUCCAUGAAACCGAGUAGCGCGGCGGCGGUGCUGCGUUGCUGGACGGCGCUCACGCUUGCCCCAUCUUCGCCCAGCUCAAGGCGAAGCUCUAGGGUUCCUCGACCGCCCGCCUGCCUGAGAGGGAUGGAAACAGUCACAGACAUCAUUCUACAACAGAAGUGGUUUUUGAGACAGGGUUGGGCUUAUUAUUCCCAAUUGGAGCGCACUAUCUCUUUGUCGUCCGCAUGUGGGCGGGGGGGUCUGGGAAAAAGAGAAACUGUGUAGUAGAGAGAGUUGAGUAGUUUCGCUUUGUACGCCAGAGCUGACGCCAGGGUAAGACAGUGAUAUGGCCGAAGUCCAGUUGGUAGUUAGGCAGGUGAGUACGCAAGUCCCUGUCACCAUCAACCUGAGCCUGGCGCUGGGACAAGUAUCAACUGGAGAUGAGGGAGGAGCGACGCCGGCAGAGACGGCUCGUUCUACAGGAGCUGCCUGUGUCAGCAGCAUCAGCGCCCUGGCUCGCCAUGAUCCUGCCUCCGCGAACGAGUUGAGCGAAGAAGAUCGAGCCAAUUUACAGUUCACGACGGACGGGGAGGGAGGGGAGGGGGCCAGCUACGGUGCGGUGUUCGGAGAAGUGGUCCGUGGGUUCGCAGACCAGCUUCAUCAACAGGUGGAGGAAUACACUGACUCUGUGGUGGAGGAGGACCCCUCGCAGGCCAUCAUGAGUCUACAGAAUGAGCUGGACGGUGUCUUUGAUGUCACUGAAGGACAAGGAAGGUUCAACAGUGGACGUGUUAUGGUAGCGUUCUACCUGACCUACUCUGUGGUGAAGAAGUACUAUCAGCGAUACGGAAACGAACGGAUCCUGCCUUUCAUGAAACAGCUCCUACCGAGUGUGGUGUCUUACCUGUUCCGUAUCGGGUUCAUGAGCUGGCUGGUCAUCACUGGGGGUUGGGAGAUAUUGAGAGCAGUGACCAGAGCAGAUUCACUCGUGUCGUUUCUGUUUCGUGUGGUCCGUGUUGCACCAUAUGUUGGAGGUCUCUGGUUAUCAUGGAGGGCGUUCAGAUACUUCUGGCAUUGAGACUAAUUUAUUGACAGUAUGGAGUUUUGAAAGAGUAUUGGUAAUGAAGGCCAUAAAUAUUAAUAAUUAUGUAGCCAUGGUUUUUCAAAAAUCACUUAUGGUUGUUUUUUGAGCUACUCAUUUUAUGUUGUGCAGAUUAUAUAUAUAUACAUAAUGUUUUUGAUUAUUGAUAGUGUUUUACUUCACGUAAAUGUCAUGACUAGGGAAGAUGCUAGUUGAAGCAAAACAAGAAUGUUCUCCAAGGGGAAAUAUGAUGCUAUUACUUUCUACAUAUUUUCAAUUCAACACUCUCUGACUUAAUGCUCACGAGGAAUUGAGCAAAACUAGAACUACCUACGUAUGUAUUAUGCACACAAGUUUUAAGGUUUUUUACGUAAAGUUAUUCUUCAAAUUUCUGCCUGUCUUUUAAAUUGGCCAUACGCAGGGUUGACCUCUGUAUGUACAUCUUUUGGCUUGGACUCUUUUCUAAAAUAGAAAGAAUAGCAGUGAAUGAUGACAUACACACACACAGGUCGAUUUUUACCUGCGUCUAUGGACAAUGAUGGUUCCACCGAUAAGUCCUGUGAUGCCCACUGCAGCACCAAUCACACCAAUAACCACUGCAAUUAUUAUGGGGGUUGAGUUAGUGUCCCCUGAACUAUCAG